Diabrotica virgifera virgifera (western corn rootworm) is the source of this 7314-nucleotide messenger RNA. It is a transcript of the gene KaiR1D, whose product is annotated as glutamate receptor ionotropic, kainate 2. The record is from RefSeq and is a predicted model, not a curated record. The transcript has 17 exons. Lineage: Eukaryota; Metazoa; Arthropoda; Insecta; Coleoptera; Chrysomelidae. Bases 123 to 2696 code for a protein of 857 amino acids. Gene Ontology annotation, cellular component: plasma membrane; postsynaptic membrane. Gene Ontology annotation, biological process: monoatomic ion transport; synaptic transmission, glutamatergic; modulation of chemical synaptic transmission. Gene Ontology annotation, molecular function: transmitter-gated monoatomic ion channel activity involved in regulation of postsynaptic membrane potential; glutamate-gated receptor activity.
UGCGUAUCGCCGGGAGAAACUGCUAACGAUCGAAAUCUCGCUUGCCUGUGAUCUCGGGUUUGUGAUUGAUGCCCUGGAAGAUCUACACUAUAUUGCAGAUGACAGCCUAAGAAAAUAGAAGUAUGCGGUUACUGAUAGUUGUUUGGUUGUUCGAACAUAUCACUUGUUUACCAGACACUAUUCCUAUUGGUGGCCUUUUCCAUCCGGCAGACGAUAAGCAGGAAAUUGCAUUUCGAUACGCAGUCGAGAAAAUCAACAACGAUCGUUCGAUCCUGCCGAGAUCAAAGCUCAGCGCUCAGAUUGAAAAAAUCCCGCCUCAGGAUAGUUUCCAUGCUUCGAAAAAAGUGUGCCACCUUCUCCGAACCGGAGUAGCAGCCAUUUUUGGUCCCCAAUCGGCUCACACUGCCAGUCACGUUCAGUCGAUAUGCGAUACAAUGGAAAUUCCACAUCUGGAGACACGCUGGGACUACAGACUCCGCAGGGAAAGUUGCCUAGUUAAUCUAUAUCCGCAUCCGAUAACGCUUUCGAAGGCCUACGUCGACCUAGUUAAGGCUUGGGGAUGGAAGUCCUUCACCAUAAUUUACGAGAACAACGAGGGGUUGGUUCGAUUGCAGGAGUUACUAAAAGCACAUGGACCCUACGAAUUUCCUAUAACGGUCCGUCAGUUGGGAGAGGGUUCUGAUUACAGGCCUCUGCUGAAACAAAUAAAGAACUCGGCUGAAUCCCACAUAGUGCUGGAUUGCUCGACGCAGAGGAUUUACGACGUCCUGAAGCAGGCGCAACAGAUAGGGAUGAUGAGCGACUAUCACAGCUAUCUUAUCACGUCCCUGGACCUUCAUGGUGUCAACUUGGAAGAGUUUAAAUAUGGUGGCACUAAUAUCACAGCUUUUCGGUUGGUGGAUCCAGACGGUCCAGAGGUUCAUAGAAUCCUUAGGGACUGGAACGCUGGAAUUGAUAUCAAAAACAGAAAAGGAGAACCACCGCCAUUGUACAGAGAUAUCCAGGAUAACACAACAUUUGUAAAGGCCGAAACAGCAUUAAUGUAUGACGCAGUUCACUUGUUCGCCAAAGCCCUUCACGACUUGGACACCAGCCAGCAAAUUGAUAUCAAGCCGCUCAGUUGCGAUGCAGUAGAUUUUUGGCCUCACGGAUACAGCCUCAUUAAUUACAUGAAAGUGGUGGAGAUGAAGGGUCUGACGGGAGUCAUCAAGUUCGAUAACCAAGGAUUCAGGACCGAUUUCGUCCUGGAAAUAAUAGAACUGAACAGGGAAGGGCUCAAGAAGAUCGGGACGUGGAAUUCGACGGAGGGUGUCAAUUUUACGAGAACCUACGGAGAGGCCUACACGCAGAUCGUGGAGAUUAUACAGAAUAAGACGUUCAUUGUCACCACGUUGUUGAGCGCCCCAUACGUCAUGCUGAAAGAAACUAGUGAAAAACUGUCGGGAAACGCACAAUUCGAGGGGUACGCAGUCGACUUGAUCCACGAGAUAUCCAGAGUAUUGGGCUUUAACUACACCAUCAGAUUGGUGCCAGAUGGGAGACACGGAUCGCUGAAUCGAGAGACCAAAGAAUGGGACGGACUUAUCAGGGAAUUGCUGGAUCAAAAGGCGGAUUUGGCGAUAGCGGACCUUACGAUUACGUAUGACAGAGAGCAAGCUGUCGAUUUCACGAUGCCUUUCAUGAACUUGGGCAUUAGCAUUCUCUACAGGAAACCCAUCAAGCAACCGCCAAAUUUGUUCUCUUUCCUGUCGCCAUUGUCGCUCGAUGUCUGGAUUUAUAUGGCCACGGCUUAUCUCGGGGUCUCCGUUUUGCUGUUUAUUCUGGCCAGAUUCACCCCGUACGAGUGGCAGAACCCUCACCCAUGCAACCCGAACCCCGACCAUUUGGAGAACCAGUUCACGUUGUUCAACUGCAUGUGGUUCGCCAUCGGUUCCCUGAUGCAGCAAGGAUGCGACUUUUUACCCAAAGCCGUUUCUACAAGAAUGGUAGCCGGAAUGUGGUGGUUUUUUACUUUAAUCAUGAUCUCUUCGUAUACGGCCAACUUGGCAGCAUUUCUCACAGUGGAGAGAAUGGACUCUCCGAUCGAAACGGCCGAGGAUCUAGCGAAACAGACAAAAAUCAAAUACGGAGCCCUCAGGGGUGGCUCGACUGCGGCCUUCUUUAGGGACUCUAACUUCUCAACAUAUCAGCGGAUGUGGGCAUUCAUGGAGUCCCAGCGACCGCCCGUUUUCACGUCCAGUAACCAAGAAGGUGUCGAGGCGGUGAUAAAAGGCAAAGGUAGCUACGCAUUUCUGAUGGAAUCCACAUCGAUAGAAUAUGUGAUAGAAAGGAACUGCGAGUUAACGCAAGUCGGUGGAAUGUUGGAUUCCAAGGGUUACGGGAUUGCUACACCACCAAAUUCUCCAUUUAGAACUCCAAUCAGUGGUGCUAUUUUAAAACUUCAAGAAGAAGGAAAACUUCACAUAUUAAAGACCCGAUGGUGGAAAGAGAAGAGAGGAGGUGGAAAAUGUCGAGACGAAACCACAAAAACCAGCAGCACCGCCAACGAGCUGGGCCUGGCAAACGUGGGCGGCGUCUUCGUAGUGCUCAUGGGUGGCAUGGGGGUUGCCUGUGUCAUCGCUGUCUGCGAGUUCGUAUGGAAGUCGCGGAAAGUAGCAGUAGAGGAACGGGUGAGCAGCAUUCUGCACGACACGUAGCUAUAAAAGAUAAGAAACAAUAAAUACUAGGUUUUUAUAUGCAUUUCAUCGACUUUAUUGAUAUAUUGUACACUGGUAUCCGUAGAUGUACAUUUGAAUUGGUUAUUGCAAAAAGAUUAAGUCAUUUGAUGGUAUCAUAGAAUACAAUAGCAAGAUUUAAAAAUUAAAUCUCUCUCUUCUCUAUCUUCUCGCUCUCUCUCUCUUCUGUCCCUGUCUCUCCAUCUCCCUCUCCUCUCACUGUCUCUCUAAUGGCGCUAAAGUCCAAAUGAAACCUUGACCUCCUCCAAACUGUGCCUCGAAUCUUGCCGAUCUCCAUCUUCUCAUGACUAGGAAAUUUUGCGCGUCUACUGCCACUUAAUCCUCCACCUUUUCCGUGGCCUUGCUUUUAGUCUUGUCUCUGAAAUUUAACGAACUCUGAGAUCGAUGUCUUUUUGAACACUUGGUAGAUAUCAUGGUUAUACCUAGAUCUUCAUACUCCGUUUUCGUUAACAGAUCCAAAUAUCUUCCUUAAGAUGAUAAUGUGGACAGUUAUAUACCUAGUUUAAUUUUUUUAUGAAAACUGUGAAAGAGGACCAAUGUUUUUUAAAUGAUAAAUAAUUUGCGCCUAAAUACCUAAACGAUUCUUCAAAAUUUGAAAGAUGUAGGUACCACGUUUCGACGGUAUUUUUGUGUACCUCAAAAUGACUUAAAAACAUUUUAGCAAUAAUAAGUUCAUUUGUAAUAUAUUAGUAUUCUCCUUGGACAAAGAUCUAUUGACCAAUAUAUAAAAUUUUACAAUUUUCUGAUUUACUUGUUUAACAAAAUCAUACAUCAAACUUAAAUAAAUGCUAAAAUUUAUAUAACCAAACAAAUGACGAGAUCCUCAGAAUAAUUAGGAAGAACUAUAUAAGAGCUAGUGACUACUAUCAAAUCUCGGAAGUGUACAAUACUUCGUACACUUCGUGCGAAAUGAAUCCCGAUAUAAGCCAUCCUUCAAGUCAAUAUAUUUGAAAACCAAGGUCCAGGAAAAAGAACCUCAGAACCUGGAUGAUUGAUAGCUACAUCAAGAAGAAGAUAUAGACAAGAUAAACAAACAUUUAUGAUUUUUAUUCUGCAUCCAAAGUUGAACAUAAUUCCCAGCGAAUCUUUUGACCUUGUCUGUCCAUCGUGUAGGUGGUCUCCCUCUGCCUCAUAUGUCUGCUUGUGAUCUCCAUACUGUAAUUUUUUGGGUCUACCGCUCGUCAUUCAUUCUUGUCAGCCGUAGUGAUGUUGAAAAAGUAACUAUUUGUUACAAAGUACUCGUUACUUACGAAUACCGAAAGUAACGAUUAAUAUACAGAGAGGCAAAUCGUUACUUUGAUUACUCUGAUGACUUCGUUAUUACUUCGUACCAAUCGUAUCAGAGCUAGUAACGACUAUUGUAUCUACUUUGAUUACUCUGAUUACUUCGUUACUUCAAACAAAUCGUAUUAGAGCGAGUAACGACUAUUGUAUCUACUUUGAUUACUCUGAUUACUUCGUUACUUCGUACCAAUCGUAUCAGAGCGAGUAACAACUAUAGGGCUUUUCAUUCACAGUUAUUUGUUUCGAGCUUCUGUCAUGUGUCGUAUAAUCCGUGUAUAUUAAUAUUAUACACAGAUUAUACAACAUAUGACAGAAGCUCGAAACAAAUGACAAUCGAUGAAAAGUCCUAUUAUAUCUACUUUGAUUACUUUGAUUACUCUGAUUAGUUCGUACAAUCGUAACAGAGCGAGUAAAGACUAUUGUAUCUACUUUGAUUACUUUGAUUACUCUGAUUACUUCGUACAUCGUGAAGGUCGUUAUUAUAUCGGAAUACCUAUAAAAAGUACCUACCUACUGAGAAAUACGAUUCUCGAUAUGAUUACCGGUGCUCAAAUGCAAAAGUAACAAAAGUAAUCAUAGUAAUCAAAUCAUUUUUAUCCCUUAAUAAACAGAUUGGUGAAGGUCGUUGUUAUAUCGGAAUACCUAUACAAACCUACCUACUGAGAAAUACGAUUCUCGAUAUGAUUACCGGUACUCAAAUACAAAAGUAAUCAUAGUAAUCAAAUCAUUUUUAUCCCUUAAACAGAUCGGUGAAGGUCGUUGUUAUAUCGGAAUACCUAUACAAAAUAGUUACCUACUGAGAAAUACGAUUCUAGAUAUGAUUACCGGUACUCAAAUACAAAAGUAACAAAAGUAAUCAUAGUAAUCAAAGUAACGAAUACUGUAAAUGAUUACUUUAUACAAAAUACCUACCUACUGAGAAAUACGAUUCUCGAUAUGAUUACCGGUAGGUACUCAAAUACAAGGCCAAUACGGAUAAAAUAGUAAAGGCACAGAGAGCGAUGGAAAGAUCAAUGCUCGGGGUGAGGCUCAUAGACAAAAUAACAAAUACAUGGAUUAGAAGCAAAACCAAAGUAAAAGACGCAGGAGAACAUGCUGUCAAUUUAAAAUGGAGCUUCGCAGGACACAAUGCCCGACUGAAGGAUAAAAGAUGGAAUCACGAAAUACAACAAUGGAGACCGUGGUUAGGAAGAAGAAGUAGAGGAAGGCCACAAAUGAGAUCGCCCGAUGACAUAAAGAAGUUUGGAGGACACAACUGGAAACAGGUGGCGCAAAAUAGACAACACUGGAUUGAAUUGGGGGAGGUUUAUAUCCAAAGUUGGAUUACUGAAGGCUGAAGAAGAAGAAGAAGAACUCAAAUACAAAAGUAACAAAACGAAUACUGUAAAUGAUUACUUUAUACAAAAUACCUACCUACUGAGAAAUACGAUUCUCAAUAUGAUUACUGGUAUUCAAAUACAAAAGUAAUCAUAGUAAUGAAAGUAACGAAUACUGUAAAUGAUUACUUUAUACAAAAGUAACGAUUUGUAACGAAUACUCGAAAGUAACUAUAAUCAACAUCACUAGUCAGCCGAAUCUCAUUUCGGCCACGCUAUAGUAUCCGCUAUGACAUCUGUGACGCCUGUCCUUUUAAUUUCCUUUUUUUUAACUAUGUCUCUUUAUUAGAAUCAGUCUAAAUAACGACCGUUCCAUUCUUCAGUACCAAUAAUAUAAUAGACUACAUAGAACAGAAUUGUUGUAGUAACUGUGCUAAUAUAGUUGGGAAGUUUGCUACAAGAGUAUUAUUUUAAAUUUCUUAAUUGAAAUUCUAAAGAUGAAGCUGUAUAGAUAAUAAAGAAUAUAGUCAACACAUUCUUUUUAUUCGCCACUUUUCAAGUACAUAUUUCAUUUAUUCUUCCAAUAUCUCUUUUAUUCCAUAAUAGUAAUAGUAGCUGAGGAUCUAGGUAUGGCAAGAGAGAUGGUACAGGAACUCGUUGUGACUACAGAAAAUGUAGGUUUAAAUAUAAACAUCUCGAAAACAAAAAUAAUGACAAAUCUGGUACCCAACCAGAACAUCAGUAUUGGUGGGAAAGAAAUAGAACUCGUAGAUAGAUAUAAAUACCUGGGACAUGAAAUUACGAUUGGCAGGGAUAACCAGACUAAUGAACUGAAGAGAAGAAUCGGCUUUGGGUGGGCAGCAUUUGAAAAACUGAGAGAAACCUUUAAAAGUGAGUUGCCCACAUGCCUAAAGAGAAAGGUAUUUGAUCAAUGCGUCCUCCCAGUCUUGACGUACGGAUCAGAAACACUUACCUUAACUAAAGCCUCGGCUACCAAACUAAGAGUCACGCAGAGAAGAAUGGAGCGGUCAAUUAGGAAUAACUCUGCGAGACAAAAUCAGAAACGAAGAAAUCAGGAGAAGAACAAAGGUGACUGACGUCAUCGAAGGGAGAUGGGCAGGACACAUAGCGAGAAUGACAGAUGGGCGAUGGACAAAGAGGUUAUUAGAAUGGAGGCCAAGAGAAGCGUCGGUCGACCGCCUACAAUAUGGACUGGCGACUUAAGAAAGCUAAAUAAAAACUGGAUGAGAGCGGCACAGGAUAGAUGGGGUUGGAAACUAGGGGAGGAGGCCUAUGUUCAGCAGUGGACUUUUGAGGCUGGAUGAAGAUAUCUUUUAUUACUACAGAAUAGAUUAACCUGCUACGGACAGGUCAGAAGUGCAGACAAAAAACGUUGAAUAAUCAGAAUAACAGAUUGGAGCCCAAUGGGAAGAAGGGAGAUAGCCAGACCACGAAAAUAUUUCAGAGAUGAAGGAAGUGGACGAAGCAAUGAAAAGAAGAAAUCUACAGGAUGGGGACUGGCAAAACAGGAAUAACUGGAGAGAACUGUUGAGUGAAGGAAUACAGGGAAAACUGUGAAAAUCCUUAGAAUGUAAUAUACUACAUGUUAUACCGAAUGAUAUACCAAUUUUUUAAUGGAUCUUUGUCCAAUCAAAUUUUUAAGAGAAAGUUUAAAUUCGUUUUUUUAUAUCGAAAUUAUUGACCAUUUCAUCUCACCUGAAUAUUAAGGGCUCAAACUUGGUAGACGUAUUUAAAAUCAUUUAAAAUGUACAUAAAUUUAUAAUUGAUAUGUAAAAAUAUAUAACUUAGUACCCAUAACAUGUUUUAGAAUAAUAGCCAUUUCUUUAUGUUUUAAACCUACAUAUUAAUUUUAUCAAGAUAUAUUUGGGAUCGUCUUCGUGCUUGUAUGGAUGGUAAUAAAAUAUUUCUAGAACUAAUUUUUUUUUAAUGUAAUAUUAUGAAGUGAAACCAGUGAUACA